AUGGUUCAUAAUGCAAUUAUAAGAAUAUUUUCAUGCAUUAAUACGGUCUUUGUAAAUCAACUAUGCACUUGGCUGCUUUAUGGAGAAUUGAGAGAUCCUUAUGAGGAGUUUUUUAUUUAUAGAAGCAAAAAGGAUGAAUUUUCAGACACAUUGCAUUCGUCGCCAUCUACAACAACCACAUGUGAUAAAUCUCUUGUUACUACAUUACAACAAACGUCACUAGACUGUGGCUACAACAUUAAUCCGAGCAUGAUACCUUAUUUCAUGCCCCUGUCACUGGCGCAGGAAAUACUGUUCAUUGGCAAAACUGUUAUACUCUUUGGUUUCGAUCCUAGGAGGGUAAAGAGGACCAAUAUGCAGUUAAACCGACCACUGCUGCCAUUACAAAGACUUGAUAAUGAUACCAGAAGAUUCACAAUUUGGGAGGAGAAGGAAGCAGAGUUUCACGAAAAGCUGCAAAAACUAAAGGAUCCCGAGGUUUUCGAAGUGUGCAACCUUCGGUGUGUUGUGAGGGAGAUAAAAGAAUGCGUCACGAAGCAUUUGUGGACGGUGGCCGUGGAGGAAGCUGAACUGCUGCACGAACUGCGUCUCAUGAAAGAUUUCUACCUAUUGGGACGCGGUGAACUGUUCCUGGAAUUGCUACGUCUUACUGCACACAUGUUAGACAAACCCACCACUAGAACAUCGACCAGGGAUAUGAACCACGCGUUCCAGUUGGCUGCGCGAGCCGUAUUCCUGAGCAACAGCGCCGAUAUAGAGAAGUUCAGUUUUGAACUGCCCUACGUGAAGCCCAACGUAUCCGCUAACUCCAGCCUCGACGAUGACAGCAGCACCGUUGCCGACGGCUGGUCCUCAAUAAUUCUGAAGUACGAUUUCAAAUGGCCUCUGCAUCUGCUGUUCGCGCCAGAAGUGCUGGCGCGGUACAACGAUAUGUUCCGUCUAUUACUGCGCAUCAAGAAGACCCAACACGACUUGCACGCACUAUGGAAGACGUACAAACAGUCCAGACGGUUUGCCAUGUGUCAGUUGCACAACAAGCUCAUGUUCCUUAUGGACAAUCUGCAACAUUACCUGCAAGCGGACGUCUUAGAGACCAACUUCUCUCGGCUUAUGGAAGCGGUGAAUAAGACAAAUGACUUCGAAAAACUGAAGAAGGCGCACGCUACGUUCCUAGCGGACAUCCUCAGUCAGUCGUUCUUGACUGUUACACUGCCAUCAGAACACGAGUCUGCGGGUGAUGCUGUAGAUUCGAUUAACAAUCCAGUAUUUGUUAACAUCACGGAACUGUUAAAGUUAUGCGAUUCCUUCUGCAGUAUGAGCGAAUUCGCGUCGGACAGAGAUGCGGAAGACUAUUACAUAAAGGGCUACUCUGAUCGGUUCAACAAGCUGGUGAAGCAGCUGACGCAGUUGCUGGUGUCGCUGAGGGGGCGCGCGUGCGGGGCGUUCCUCGCUAGGCUGCUGAUGCGCCUAGAUUACAACCGCUGGCUCAGCGCUGAAGCGGAGCUCACACGAUCACUCACGCACAUGCUGCGGUGC
Iphiclides podalirius (scarce swallowtail) is the source of this 1536-nucleotide messenger RNA. The record is from the annotation of a GenBank genome assembly. Lineage: Eukaryota; Metazoa; Arthropoda; Insecta; Lepidoptera; Papilionidae.